GCUAUAUAAACGCGGUGGAAUGGGAGCGGGUCAUUCAUUUGUCGUGGUGUGACUUUACUUUACCUGACUGUACUUGUGGGAAGCGGUUGUCAGUAAACAUAAUGCGUGAAUGUAUCAGCCUUCAUGUUGGUCAAGCUGGUGUGCAGAUUGGCGAUUCGUGUUGGGAGUUGUACUGUCUGGAGCACGGGAUUGAACCGGAUGGACGACUGUCGAGUGAGUCGCCAAUGUCGAGUGGCGAUGGGAAUGACGCUUUCAGCACGUUCUUCAGCGAGACAGGUUCUGGCCACUAUGUCCCUCGUGCUGUGUUUGUGGAUCUUGAGCCGACAGUGAUCGACGGCUUGCGCCACGGGAAGUACAGGCAGUUGUUUCACCCAGAGCAAAUGAUCACUGGAAAGGAGGACGCGGCGAAUAAUUACGCACGUGGUCACUACACCGUGGGUAAGGAGUUGGUAGACGAGGUGUUGGAUCGAAUACGUAAGCUGUCGGAGAGAUGUACGGGUCUUCAGGGCUUCCUGAUCUUCCACUCGUUUGGAGGUGGAACUGGUUCGGGUUUCACGUCGUUGCUGAUGGAGCGACUGUCGGUGGAUUUCGGGAAGAAGGCGAAACUGGAGUUCGCUGUAUAUCCGGCUCCACACAUCUCGACGGCCGUUGUUGAGCCGUACAACUCAAUUCUGACGACGCACACAACAUUGGAGAACUCAGAUUGUGCCUUCAUGGUGGAUAACGAGGCGAUUUACGAGAUCUGUCGUCGUAAUCUGACCAUCGACCGACCAUCAUAUACGAACUUGAACCGUCUGAUUGGCCAGGUGGUGAGCUCGAUAACAGCGUCACUUCGAUUCAGUGGUGCACUGAACGUGGAUUUGAACGAGUUCCAGACGAAUCUGGUCCCCUAUCCUCGAAUCCAUUUCCCGCUGACGACAUACGCGCCGAUCAUCUCAGCGGAGAAGGCAUUCCACGAGCAGCUGAGUGUGUCAGAGAUCACGAACUCGUGUUUCGAGCCAGUGAAUCAGAUGGUGAAGUGUGAUCCUCGUAACGGGAAGUACAUGUCGUGUUGUUUAUUGUAUCGUGGUGAUGUUGUUCCUAAGGAUGUGAAUUCAGCUAUCGCGAGUAUCAAGACUCGGAAGUGUAUUCAAUUUGUGGAUUGGUGUCCUACAGGUUUCAAGGUUGGUAUCAAUUACCAGGCGCCGACGGUUGUUCCUGGCGGUGAUUUGGCUAAGGUGAAGCGUGCAGUGUGUAUGUUGAGCAAUACGACAGCGAUAUCUGAGGCGUGGUCACGUUUGAACCGUAAAUUCGAUUUGAUGUAUUCGAAGCGUGCUUUCGUGCACUGGUAUGUUGGUGAAGGGAUGGAGGAGGGUGAAUUUUCAGAGGCGCGUGAGGAUUUGGCUGCUCUGGAGCGAGAUUAUGCGGAGGUGGCGAGUGAUACGAAUGCAGAGGAGAAUCAAUCAGACGAGGGUUUUUGAUGUAAUGUAAAUAAACUUUUGAAUGAUGUAUAAUUGAUCACACUAUUUUUGCUGAUAUAAACAAAUUUAUUAAACAACGA
Messenger RNA from Trichobilharzia szidati, 1540 nucleotides. The record is from the annotation of a GenBank genome assembly. Lineage: Eukaryota; Metazoa; Platyhelminthes; Trematoda; Strigeidida; Schistosomatidae.